CGGGAAAAGAUGCGAAACCUAACUUCCUGGGAAGAAGCACGACGCCGUUCCCCAGCGAGCAAUCGCGGAUUGGUUGUCGUCUUCUUCUUCCUGUGUGGAGCUGUAGCUGGUCUCUGAUUUUGAACUGGUAAUUGUAAGUUUGUAACGCAACCUCUUCUGCAGCAAUCCCCUCGUCAGCGGCCAUCGGCUCCGCCCUCCGCAUUCAGCUUGGAUUAUAUGAACCGCUGUUCUCUGGAGCUAAGACGCUGCUGUUUAUUGUCUUUCAGCCGUGAAUUGCGAAAUUUGGGAAUUUGUGGCGGCCCUUCUCUUGACUUGGAGGAUAGAAUUUCGCAAUGGCAAGUAAAGGGCGGAUUCCACCUCCUCAUCAUCGACGCUCUUUUCCAGGACACGAGCCCUUGCAUCCUCCUGACCCAUUUGCUCAGGGAAUUCGACCUGCACCUGGUCCUUUUCCUCCAUUUGACAUGCUGCCUCCCCGAGAAGUCAUGGAACAUAAGCUUUCGUCACAACAAGUGGAGAUGCAACGACUUGCCACGGAGAACCAAAGGCUUGCUGCUUCUCAUGGGAACUUAAGACACGAACUUGUGGCUGCUCAACAUGAGCUCCAGAUGUUGCAUGCUCAUGUGCAGUCUAUUAGAGCGGAGAGAGAACAACGGAUGAAGGGUCUUUCCGAUAAGACUGCAAAGAUGGAGACUGAAUUGAAAGCUGCUGAGCCUAUCAAGAAGGAUUUGCAGAAGGCACGGACAGAAGCUGAGAAGUUGGUUACGGAUAGGCAGGAGCUUAUGUCUAAAGUGCAUCAGUUAAAUCAGGAAAUUCAGAAAGCUCACAUGGAUGCACAACAAGUUCCUGCUUUAAUGUCUGAACUAGAGGGUCUGAGACAAGAACAACAGCGAUGCAGAAUUUCGUACGACUACGAGAAGAAGCUGUUUAGCGACCACCUUGAAUCACUUCAAGUAAUGGAGAAGAACUAUAUGACAAUGGCCAGAGAAGUGGAAAAGCUCCAUUCACAAUUGGCUAAUGUAGCGGUUUCUCUCAGGUGGGCACUAUCCUGGCACCUCUGGGAACAAUGAGAAUGAGGCUACUGGGCGCGCUGGAGGACAAAACAUGUAUGCUGAUAGCUAUGGCCUACAUCAAAACCAGGGUUAUUUGACUGCUUCGGCUGCUGCUGCUGCUGCUAACUCUGGAGCUGCUGUGGUCGCCGCCAAUGCUGCUAAUGCAGCUGCAGUUAGUGGUACCACUAACUCUGUAGGAACUCAAUCUGGGUCUGGAGCUGCAAAGCCUGGUUAUGAAGCACCAAGAGUUCCUGGUUACGAUCCCUCUAAAGGACCUAGCUAUGAUGCACAAAGAGCAAUGCAUGGCUAUGAUGCUCAGAGAGGCCAGGGUUAUGACAUGCAGAGAGCACCUGGAUACGAUCCUCAAAGAGUGCCUGCAUAUGAACCACAGAGACUCCAUGGUUAUAAUGAUAUGCAAUGGGGAGCUAACUAUGAUGCAGCCAGGAAUGUUGCCUAUGAUGCAAUGUCGAGAGGGCUGGUUGCUGCACAACAAGGGCAAAUGGCACCAUCUGCUGCUGCGGCUGCUCGUAACAAUGUGGCCUACGGCUCUGCAACGCCACCAACUCGUGGAGGAAGUGGAUAUAAUGCAGCAGCAUCGGCAGCAGCUCAAGCUGGAAAUCAAGUCAAGAGAUAAUGCAAACCAAUGCAUAGUUUCAACAGCUCGAGUGGUAACUGAUAUGAGAUUUUACCUACCGGGAUUUUGUUCACCAUUUCUCUCGAGAGAAUGAGAUAUGUAGUCACUCUGUGAGCAUAUACAGCACACCCAUCCAAGUUGCUUUCUCGUGGAACAUCAGAGGCCUUGUAUUGUAAUGCACCUGUACUAAUUGUCAUCGGUAUUAUAGGCCCCAUUCACCAAUUGUCAGUGGCAUCCGAUCAUUUUGAUGCUUACUGUCUAAUUGAUAGCCAAUUCAAAUGCAAGGCUUUAGCCUUUAGCUGGCUCGAUUUU
Molecule: messenger RNA, 1995 nt
Organism: Linum tenue
Lineage: Eukaryota; Viridiplantae; Streptophyta; Magnoliopsida; Malpighiales; Linaceae
Source: the annotation of a GenBank genome assembly